GAAAGACAAUACCAACCCAAAACCAAAACGAUCAGCUCACCAUAGUCCUACCACAAUACACCCCGCCUCAAAAUGCCCCCCAACCCCAACUCCAACCCCAUCCCGACAACCUUCGUCUCACGCAACAAUCUCCACCUAGCCGCCCAUCUGUACCCGCCGUGCCGCAAUGCCCCCUCCCGCGCUGGCGCCGCCAUCAUAAUCGCCCACCCGUGGACUUCCAUCAAAGAACAAUCCCCGGCCAACUACGCCCGCUACCUCUCCGCCGCCGGGUUCACCUGCCUGACCUACGACGCCGCCCACCACGGCGAAUCCCCCGGCCACCCCCGCCACCUGGAAGACCCCUACCAGCGCGUCGAGGAGAUCAAGAACGCAGCCACCCACCUAGCCACCAACCUUUCUGACUUUGUGGAUCCCCACCGCAUCGGGGUCCUAGGCAUCUGCGCCGCAGGCGGGUACGCCGCCUUCGCCGCGCAGACGGACCUGCGACUCCGGGCCGUGGCGACCGUCUCCGCGGCGUGCGUGGGCGACUUAGUCCGGCGCGGUGGUUCUUUAUCCCAAGACACCGUUGACCCGGCAAUCCUGCAGACGCAACUUGCGCUGGCAGCAAAGGACCGCACUGCCAUGGACCUCCCCACCCGGGGAGAAGGAGAUGAAGAUGUAGGGCUGGUGCGAAUGCUCCCGCAGCGCUACGAGGACCUACCCGCCGAUGCACCCCCGGCCAUGCGGGAUUUCGCGGCAUACUACUGCACCCCCCGGGGCUACCAUCCCCGGGCCGAAGGGGUGGCGCGCGCGCAGAGCUGGGAUCUGAUGGCGAAUUUCGAGGCGUUUCGGUUCAUGGAUAGGGUCAGUCCAAGGCCGGUGUUGAUGGUUGUUGGGGAGAGGGCGGAGAGUCGAUGGGUGAGUGAGGCUGCUGUUGAGCGGGCGAGGGAGCCGAAGGAGGUGUUUGUGGUGGAGGGGAGGUCGCAUGCUGAUUUGUAUGAUCGUGUCGAGGAGGAUGGGGUCGGGGAGAAGUUGGUGCAGUUUUUUAUGGGGGGGUUGGUGGGGGUUUAGGGUUGGAUUGGGUGGCGGUAUGAGUGCUUUCACGACUGGAGUAGGGCUUCGGACUCUAGCACUCAGUGGUGAGUUUUUAUGGUCGGCAAGUUGAGAAAGAUUUUUGUACAUAAGUACAGGUGGUUCUUUGGCCUUCCAGUGAUUAUACGAGAGCCAUAAAAAGGCACAGAAGAUUGGAGAGAUCCACUAUAGAUGUGGGGUGAAGAUAAAUAAUGGUUAAAAGCAAAAGU
Aspergillus fijiensis CBS 313.89 is the source of this 1280-nucleotide messenger RNA. RefSeq names its product alpha/beta hydrolase. Lineage: Eukaryota; Fungi; Ascomycota; Eurotiomycetes; Eurotiales; Aspergillaceae. The record is from RefSeq and is a predicted model, not a curated record. The coding region runs from base 73 to 1050 and encodes 325 amino acids. The transcript has a single exon.